AACAAUACGGUUGGCGGGCAAAUUUGUUUCUUACGGCCACUUGAGAAAAAACCCAUUGCAAACUCACGCUCUUCGGUUGGGCCCAUAAUCACCAUUCAGUUUCGCAUUUCGGAGAGUAUCUAUUUUUCGUUUAAUCUCAGCGUUGCCGUGCCCUGUUUCCCGUAGAGAUUCAAUCGUUUUCGAAGGGUUUCUCUAUCCGUUUCAUCGAGUUCGUGCAGUUUUUGAUGGAGGAUGCUGUAGCUCGAUUUCAAAGAACCGAAGAAUCCACCUCAGUUUCUUCGGAUCAUCCCGAGAAACACGAUGAAGAGGAAAAAGGUAUAGAAACAUCCUUAUUGCCAAAGUUUAAACGGGCAAACUUAUCCUCUCUGCAAAUUCCAGCAAGGGCUCUGGAGAGUUCUUCAUAUCUUUUGAGUUCAGAUAGUCCAUUAACCUCAAGUUCUAGCUCUAGGGGAGGAUUGCCUCCUAGACCAAAUUCAGUAAAAACCAAAUCUUCGGUGAGAAGCUUUGGAGCAAAACGAUCUUUCCCAGGUGGAGACAUCAUCACUCCCAUUUUACCAGAGAUCCAACCAACUAAUAGAUGUCCAGACAACCGAACUCCCCCAAGAUCUUUUUCUCUUAGCAAACUUCUUCUGGCCUCAUCUACAAAAGCUGCGCAUUCUUUACCAACCACACCAAUUUCAAAUUCAGAUAUUGAUAUAUUGAAAGCAAAUAAUAUAGAGUGCCAUCCGGAUUUCUCUAAAAUUAAAGCCAAGCCACAAAUUGCUCGUUCAUUAUCAGCUCCUCUGAAUGUUAAGCCUAUAGCUUUAAGGCGAUUAGAUUCAGUAGGUUUAAUUCGGAUAGUGUCUGCAGAUCCACGGUAUGCAGGUGCUUCUCUUUCUCAAAGAAAGGAAAUUGAAAGUGAACCUGCCGGUGAUGAUAUUCCUGAGGAUGAGGCGGUUUGUAGGAUCUGUUUUUUAGAGUUGGUAGAAGGCGGGGAUACUCUUAAAAUGGAGUGCAGUUGCAAAGGAGACCUAGCUCUCGCUCACAAAGAGUGUGCAAUUAAGUGGUUCAGCAUUAAAGGUAACAAGAUCUGUGAUAUUUGCAAGCAGGAUGUUGAAAACUUGCCAGUGACUUUAUUAAAAUUACAUAGCAUACGCCCUGGUAUUAGACGACCCACAAUAACAUUGCAGCGGACGGAAGUCAAUCAUUAUAGGGUUUGGCAGCAUAUAUCGGUGCUUGUGUUGGUUAGCAUGCUUGCAUAUUUCUGCUUUUUGGAGCAACUUUUGGUACGUGACAUGGGCCCUCGUGCACUUGCCAUUUCCUUGCCAUUUUCUUGUGCUUUGGGUCUCCUCUCAUCCAUGACUGCUUCCACAAUGGCGAGCAGAGCAUACAUUUGGGCUCAUGCUUGUUUCCAGUUUGCUAUAAUCAUCCUGUUUGCUCACGUAUAUUAUGCAAUACUUAAUGUGAAUGCCGUUCUCUCUGUUUUCCUUUCUGCACUCACCGGAUUGGGGCUUGUUAUCAGCAUAAACUCACUUCUGAUGGAGUAUCUUAAGUGGAGAAGAAGAAGGCAAUUGAGACCUGCCAAUCAACAGACGGGAACAAGGAGUUGGCCGCAAUUACAACAGCAGCUAUAUGACAGUAAUUACCAUCAACAGCAUGAGCAGCGGUUGGAGCAAGAACGCCAUCAACCACAUUCUCAGCAGCAAGCUAUUGAAAAUCAAAAUAUGGAGUCAUUAGAGAGUGCCGAUCAGGAAGGAACAACUAUUCUGAGACAACAGCUCACUGAGGUGCCAAAGCCGCAGCUCAACCUAUGAUCCAUUUUUGUUCUAUCCCACUAGACCAAUUGAUUCGACAAUUUGUGGGAUGGAGCUCAUAAUUACUGUCCAAAAGCCUGAGCGAUCAGAUGGAAGAUAGCAGCGAAAUCUAAAUGCUUUCAUUAGAAAGCUAGAGUCAAAGUUUUGGAAGUUCAAACAAUUAUUUUGGUGAGUUGUUCCCUCUUGACAUAACAAAGUUGUGUCAUUAGCAAUAAUGAUGGCAUAGCUCAUCUGACAUAAAUUUAUAUUAUAAACUUCCAUACGAAAAGUUUGAUUAGGUAAGAAUUUUGGUUGUGUAUUAUGUAUAUCAUAUGUCUGUGCUAGCAUUGGGUGGUGGCAUAUAAGUUUUGUUAAGAAGGUUUUCUAUGAAUUAUCACAAAAUUUUGUGCGUUUUUAUUGAAACUAUAUGUAAUUUGUGUAUAUUUAUGUAAAUAAAUAUUUACAUUUUAUUUUUA
This is a messenger RNA of Cucumis sativus (cucumber), 2248 nucleotides long. RefSeq lists its product as uncharacterized. Gene Ontology annotation, molecular function: zinc ion binding. Lineage: Eukaryota; Viridiplantae; Streptophyta; Magnoliopsida; Cucurbitales; Cucurbitaceae. The record is from RefSeq and is a predicted model, not a curated record. The transcript has 9 exons. Bases 225 to 1793 code for a protein of 522 amino acids.